AUGGAAAUCCCACAACCCCUCGAAGCCCCAGGCCCCAUCAGGCCGAUAACCUGCGUCGAAAUGCACACCGCAGGCGAGCCAACACGAAUCAUCUGGAACGGCAUCCCGCCUCUGGCAGGUACACUCCUGGAACAACGAGGGCAAGCAAAAGCUCAAUUCGACGAAUUCCGUCGGGUUCUCAUGCUCGAACCGCGCGGCCACUAUGACAUGUAUGGCGCAAUUUUACGGCCCGAGACCGAGCUCGUCAACUCCGGAAAAGCCCACAUGGGCGUUCUGUUCAUGCAUAAUGAAGGGUUCUCGCUUAUGUGUGGACAUGCGACGAUCGCGCUGGGCCGGUUCCUCGUCGAUGUCGACGAGAAGGUAUUUCCUCGUCGGAAGGAAUUGAGAUAUGACCCUGUGUCCCGCACAACGACUCUUAAUCUGCAUGUGCCCUGUGGAGUCGUCGAGGUUACUGUCCCCACCUUGGGAUCAGGGAAGUCGGAUCCGUCGCGAUCUGUUUCGUUCGUGUCUGUGCCGUCGUUUGCUACGGCUAUCUCCUGCCAGAUUCCUGUUCCUGAGAAGUAUCGCUGGGCCGAGCUUCGUGGAAAGACUUCUGUUACGGCGGACUUUGCUUAUGGGGGUGCGUACUAUUGUAUGGUUAGUGCCGAGGAAUUGGGCUUCCCUAGUGGUCUGGGUGAAGUUAAGUUGCAGGAGAUGGAUCAUGUAACGAAGUUGCUCAAGGAGGCAGUGGUUACAAAUCCGGAUUUGCGAUAUCUCACCAAGGAUAUUCGAACUGCCGAGGAGGGGGUCCUGUAUGGGAUUAUGAUCACAGAUACACGACUGGGACACGUUAGUGCCCCGGAGGGGACGGCUGCUGCUCGUGCGCAGCUGGAUGCUAGUACCGAGGAGACGGGGCUCUAUUUCUUUGCGAACCAGCAGAUUGAUCGGUCUCCCACUGGAGGCUGUGUCGCUGCGAGGGUGGCUCUUGCACAUACCAAAGGGACUUUGCCUGCGGGUGAGAAGAGGAUCUACAACUCCCUGGUGACUCGUGCAUAUAGAGGUCUUUCUGGAUUUGUUGGGUCUGUCUUUGAUGAUGCCGGUAUAAGUGGAGGAGAUCAGCAGAUUGUUCGAGUCUGUGUCGAGGGAUAUGCGUAUUAUACCGGAUAUCAUUCCUUUGUGGUAGAGAAGGAGGAUGGUCUUGGAGUGGAUGGAUUCUCUGUGAAGGAUAUCGCUUUGUAG
Penicillium expansum is the source of this 1218-nucleotide messenger RNA. RefSeq names its product putative proline racemase. The coding region runs from base 1 to 1218 and encodes 405 amino acids. The record is from RefSeq and is a predicted model, not a curated record. Gene Ontology annotation, molecular function: hydro-lyase activity. The transcript has a single exon. Lineage: Eukaryota; Fungi; Ascomycota; Eurotiomycetes; Eurotiales; Aspergillaceae.